AUGUGCAAGGCUCAAUGUGUGCUUUCAGGUGUUCCCCUAUCAUUGAACACAUUAAGUCCAUNCAGCAAUCUUAACCGAAACCGCAAUCUUACGGUAGUUACUACAUUAGGAAACAAUAAUGUGAUGGUGAUAUUAGACAACCACCUAACCAAACCAGGGUGGUGCUGCGCCAACAACGACGGUAACGGUUUCUUCGGUGACCAGUUCUUCGAUCCCACCGUAUGGGUUGCCGCUUUGAAGAAAAUGGCGGGGACAUUCGACGGUGUCUCUAACGUCGUUGGCAUGAGUCUAAGGAAUGAACUUAGAGGGCCUAAACAAAACGUUAAUGAUUGGUUCAAGUAUAUGCAACAAGGAGCAGAAGCAGUUCAUUCAGCAAACAAGAAUGUACUUGUGAUUCUUUCCGGUCUCAGCUUCGACUCCGAUCUCUCCUUUGUGAGGUCUCGACCCGUAAAACUAUCAUUCACGGGUAAACUCGUCUUCGAGCUCCAUUGGUAUUCUUUCAGUGAUGGAAACUCGUGGGCAACCAAUAACCCUAACGAUAUGUGCGGUCGGGUUCUAAACCGGAUAGGAAAUGGUGGCGGUUAUCUCCUAAACCAAGGCUUUCCGUUGUUCCUCAGUGAAUUUGGUAUAGAUGAAAGAGGAGGAAACGCUAAUGAUGACCGCUAUAUUGAGUGUUUAACCGGUUGGGCUGCUGAAAAUGACCUCGAUUGGUCGCUUUGGGCUCUUACUGGAAGCUAUUACUUAAGACAAGGUGUGGUUGGGAUGAUUGAGUAUUAUGGUGUGUUGGAUUCGGAUUGGAUUAGUGUUCGGAACUCAAGUUUCUUGCAAAAAAUCUCUCUUCUUCAAUCUCCGCUUCAAGGACCGGGCCCUCGAACCGAUGCUUACAAUCUGGUUUUCCAUCCUUUAACCGGACUAUGCAUGGUACAAUCUCUCAUUGACAAGACAAUGCUUACUCUUGGACCGUGCAAUAGUUCCGAACCAUGGAGCUACACUAAAAAAGCACUAAGAAUCAAAGACCGGCCUUUGUGUUUACAGAGCAACGGACCAAAUAACCCGGUUACGAUGACUCUAACGAGCUGCUCUACAUCCAGUUCGAAAUGGCAGAACGUCUCAGCCUCUAGGAUGCACCUAUCUUCAGCAGCAAGUAACAAUACUUCUCUUUGCCUUGACGUAGAUGCAACCAACAAUAACGUGGUGGCUAAUGCUUGCAAGUGUCUCAGCAAAGACAGCUCGUGUGAGCCAAUGAGCCAGUGGUUUAAAAUCAUUAAAGCCACAAGGCCAUUGAAGGGAUCGAGUUUGCAUAAAGAGAUGUUGUAAAGCACUUUCCUUACUAUACCUAAUUAUAAAUUUAAUUUAGUGAAUAAAUAUUAUUUUUAAA
This is a messenger RNA of Camelina sativa (false flax), 1378 nucleotides long. Lineage: Eukaryota; Viridiplantae; Streptophyta; Magnoliopsida; Brassicales; Brassicaceae. The record is from RefSeq and is a predicted model, not a curated record.